CUCCUCCGACACAGUUGACAGUCAGUGAGCGAAACAAACAUGGCGACGGCGUCGAGGGGACGCGGGUUUCUGCGAACUUUACUGCUCUUUACUCACCUUGCGGCGGGUGUCCGGGCCGAGGCGGCGUUGGCAGAGCCGCGGGCCGCCACGCGGAUUCUCGGCAUGCGGCUGGAGCGUAGCGACACGCCGGCCGGGACCACCGAGCGUGGGGCGAUCCAGGUAACUGAGGGCAGCGACAUCCUGGUCCGGUUCUACGGGCUCCACUUGUUCCCGAACAGCUCCGCGCUGGUCCGCUUCACUGAGCUUUACUCCAGCGAGACGGAGGACGAUGCCCACGGCGCCGUGGAGGUGCCUCUCAACCGGACGUGCCCGGAACACAGCAAGGACCUGGUGGUGAAGGGCACCAUGAGCGUGAGUAACCGCAACACCUCCGGGCUGGCCACCGUCACCGUCAAGCAGCUCCGCAAGAGCGAGGUCGUCAAGGUGUUCGCCCUGUGCGUGCGGGACCCUCUGGACCCCCCGGACGUCUGGACCCAGUUGGACGAACGGGACGGCCGGGUGCGCGUGGUGGAGGUGAAGAAGUCCCUGCUCCCCGUGUGGCUCCAGGUGAUCAUCAUCUCCUUCUUGCUGGUCCUGUCGGGCAUGUUCAGUGGGCUAAACCUGGGCCUGAUGGCUCUGGACCCCAUGGAGCUGCGUAUCGUGCAGAGUUGCGGCACUGAAAAGGAGAAGAAGUAUGCCCGCAAAAUUGAGCCCAUUCGCCGCAAAGGCAACUACCUCCUGUGCUCGCUCCUCCUGGGCAACGUUCUGGUGAACACGACACUCACUAUUCUGCUGGAUGACCUGACCAAGUCAGGCGUGGGCGCAGUGGUAGCCUCCACAGUGGGCAUCGUGAUCUUCGGUGAGAUCGUGCCCCAAGCACUGUGUUCACGCCACGGCCUGGCGGUGGGUGCCAACACCAUCCUGGUCACUAAGCUGUUCAUGCUGCUCACCUUCCCGCUGUCGUGGCCCAUCAGCAAGCUCCUGGACUGUGUGCUGGGCCAGGAGAUUGGCACUGUGUACAACCGCGAGAAGCUGGUGGAGAUGCUGAAGGUGACGGAGCCCUACAACGACCUAGUGAAGGAGGAGUUAAACAUGAUCCAGGGGGCGCUGGAGCUGCGCACCAAGACGGUGGAGGACGUGAUGACGCCGCUCGGCAACUGCUUCAUGAUCCACAGCGACGCUGUGCUAGACUUCAACACCAUGUCGGAGAUCAUGGAGAGCGGCUACACGCGCAUCCCCGUUUACGAGGGCGAGCGUUCCAACAUUGUGGAUGUGCUUUUUGUCAAGGACCUGGCCUUCGUCGACCCGGACGACAGCACCACGCUUAAGACCAUCACCAAGUUCUACAACCACCCGGUUCACUUUGUCUUCCAUGACACCAAACUGGACUCCAUGCUGGAGGAGUUCAAGAAAGGCAAAUCCCAUCUGGCUAUCGUUCAGAAGGUGAACAAUGAGGGCGAGGGUGACCCGUUCUACGAGGUUCUGGGUCUGGUCACACUGGAGGACGUCAUCGAGGAGAUCAUCAAGUCGGAGAUUCUGGAUGAGUCGGACCAGUACACUGACAACCGCACCAGGAAGAAGGUAGCGCCCAACAAGAAUAAGAGGGACUUCUCGGCCUUCAAGCACGAGAGCGAGUCCAAGGUGAAGAUCUCACCUCAGCUGUUGCUGGCAGCCCACCGCUUCCUGGCCACAGAGGUGACCCUGUUCAACCCAGCUCAGAUCUCCGACAAGGUGCUGCUGCGUAUACUGCGGCACCCCGACGUCAUCCAGGAGAUCAAGUUCAACGAGAGCGACAAGCGCUCACCGCAUCACUACAUCUACCAGAGGGGAAAAUCUGUUGACUACUUCAUACUCAUACUGCAGGGCCGAGUGGAGGUGGAGGCCGGCAACGAGAACAUGAAGUUUGAGACGGGACCCUUCUCUUACUAUGGGAUUAUGGCGCUCAGUACUCCCAUGAUGGAAUUCCGCUCACCGUCGCACAUUAGCGGCCUGAACCGCACCUCGUCGCUGAGCGGCACCGACCGGGCUGAGUCACUGUCGGUGAGCGGCAGCAACAGUCAGCUCAACACUCAGCUUAGCAGUCAGCUCAACUGCACCACCAUCUACACGCCUGACUUCUACGUACGAGCCCUCACCGACCUGCAGUUUGUCAAGAUCACUCGCUCGCAGUAUCAGAACGGGCUGAUGGCAUCACGUCUUGACAGCACGCCGCAGUCGCCCGAGAGCGUCCACCAGCUGCCCGCCCUGACGGGGCCCGGGACGAAUGCCUCCGACGUCACCCUUGCCGAGCUGGGCACCGAGCUGGACCCUGCGGGGCCCACGGACAACGGGCCCGACGAGACCACACUGCUGCUUCUCAACCAGCGGAACUCGCCUAAUGACACCAACCACCGUGGACAGCUUAACAACAGUGUCUAAAGCAUCUUCCUCCUCUUCUUCCCACACGCUUGCACGCCGCCGCAGCCGAGACUCAGGGAGACUCACGCCCACUCCCCCAUCGCCCCCAAAAUCCAAAUCAACCCUUAUUCCGUAGAGAGAUUCAUUGUUUGAGAUUGUGGAUGCGCGUCUGUGUGUCAGUCACCAUGGCGACAAUCAGUGCGAUAAUGAAUGUAGCGUUUCAAUGGGUUGGUGUGUGCGUGUGUGUGCGUGUGUGUGUGUGUGUGUGUGUCUGUGUCUGUGUCUGUCUGUGUCACAGGAACCAAAAAUAGGGAAAUUUUGCUUUAAGAGAAACUUUAUUUAUUUUGUACCGAGAAGGAUUUGGGCCACACUAGAAAAAAAUAAAGUAAUAAACAAACAACAAAAUUGCAAGACUAAAAUCUGAAUACAGUGAGAUUAGGAUCAAGAAAAAUCUGUAAUAUAAUGCCAAAGAAGUAAUAACGGAAUUUUUUAAUGAGGGUAAAUAAAGUUGGAUGUUUUCUUAGCGUAGAAUUAGAACUGAAAAUAUUCUAUUGUUUUAUUUUACUGAGAAAAAAAAAUAGCAAUAAUUUGCAGAUGUUAUUAUACACUGUAUUUUUACGGAAAUGUGUGAACAAAAUAUCUUGCAAUGAUUGUCACAUAAAAUUUGAAUGCAACACGAAAAAAAGUUUUAUUUUGGGGAAAUUAAAUCCAAAUAUUACGCAAAAAAUGUCUGAGUUUUAUUACAGAAAAAGUUGUAUAAAAUCUGUAAUGCUGUGAGAAUAAAUUUGUAUUAAUGUUACGUUUUAAUAUUUUAAUAAUACUGAUGCUUCCACAUAAGCAAUAUGAGAAUAAAAAUAAAUAAAUAAAAUAAAAAUAAAUAAAAAUAUUUUUUAAAGAAUAAAAUCAGACUGCGGCAAAAAAAUUAUCCACACCAAUUAUUUUUUUUUUUAAAAAGGUCAAAUUAAAUUUUUCUUCCAACUUUAUUACUGUGUUUUUGUUUUUCUUUCUCACGAUAUUGCACACUCAUUUUUGCAGCUUUAUUGUUGUAAUAUUUCAAAUUUAUACGUGUUGCAGUUUUUUUUUACAAGAAUAAAGUAAUAUUUCAUCCUUUAAAUUUGAACUUUUUCAUGUAAUACUGCAAUUUUGUUCUUUAUAAUUAAUGCUUUAUUCUUGCUAUAUUUUAAAAUAAUAGAACUUAAUCCUUAGAAUAUUACCACUUAAUUCUUGUAAAAUUACAACUUUUUCUCAUUGUGUGAAUUGACAUAUGUCUGACUUUAUUCUCAUCAAAUAUGUUUUACUCUCAUUAAAAUAUUUUUUCCUCAUUUUCCUUUGGGGAGCCUUUUCCCACUAAAUUGCAGGGUUGGCUGCCUCUUAUGUUUCUAUGCUUCAAAUGUUUGUCAUAAUAUUAACAACUUUUUUUUAAUCACAAUGUUCAGACUUUAUUCUUCUAAAAUUAAAACUUCAGUCGGAUUAAAUUUCAAUUUUUUUAGCUGUAAUAUCAGGAUUCUAUAAUUAUCGUAAAAUGUUUACUUUAUUGUUGUGAAAUUAAAGUGUUUCCUCAAUAUUAUGACACUAUAGUUAUAAAAGGUUUGGACAUUUUGGCAUAAUGUGUCAUUUAAAUUUUAUUUGGAUUUUUUGUUAACUAUUAUUAAUUUCCAGUGUGGCCCCAAUUAUUCUCUGUACAUUUGAAACAAUUCUGUGUAUAUUUUUGUUUUGUUUUAUGUCUACCAAGGUGGAGAAUGUGAUUUCAUUGUUAUGCCUCAUGGUGAGAUGAAUGUUAUUGUUUUUUCGCAUUAACUGGUUUUGUUGGGUUUAAUCAUAUGGGGGGAAACGUGUAGCACCGUUCACAGCGUAACACACUCCGGCUUUGUUUGACUGUAAAAUAUCAAGUGAGCCUCUUAAAGGCACACAGUCUUUUUUAUUGCAACAUUUGAGCUCGUUUUUAUUAGGUUUAAACUGUAAUUUGUCGAGGAAAAUUAUAUUAAUACUAAUAAUGGCUUCCCUUGUUGAGACACUGAUGGCACAAGAAGGCUGCUGUUGUACUACAUUCAUUUUUAUUUUUAUUCACAGGUGAACAUAACAUGCUGGCAGGGCAUUGUGGGAGUUUACUGUGAUUUAAAAAAAAAAUUUUUUUGUUAUAAAUAAACGUGGGAUUGACGUGAUAAUGGUACAUUAAGUUCUGGAGGCUGGAAAGAAUAGAGUAAAUAGAAGUUGUUUUAAAAACAGUCGGAAAAUAGCUGGAAAAUCUAUGAAUGUUACAAGAAUAAAGUCGGAAUAUUACUAGAAAAAAAACAAUUUGGUUGUGAGAAUAAAAUCUUAAAAAGUUGUAAUAUUACGAUAAAUCAAAUUAAAACAAACAUUUGAAAUCGUAAUUAAUGAAAAAAGUCGCAAAACGUAAGCCCUUUCUUCUUUGCCGAUGUUUUUUAUUUUUAAUUCCUGUAAUUCUACGAUAGUGGAUGAAGUAAUUGCUUUAUUCUCAGAAUAUUUCCAUUUAUUAUUUUGACGAUUAUAAAAAUCCAAAGUUUUGUGUAUUAUGAUUUCUUGUAAAUGUUAUUCAUGUAAAAUGACAAAUUUGACACGUGAAAUUACAAUUUUCUUGUAAAAUUAUUUUUUUCUCAAUAUUACUUUUUUCCGUUAAAGUACAAGUUUCAUUUUCAUAAAAUUUCCAUUUCAUUCAAGUAAAAUUGCACAUUCUUUCUCAUAAUAGUCCAACUCUAUUCUCAUAAAACACAGAAACAGUUGCAACAAAAUUCUCUUAAAAUUCGACAUUUUCAUAUUACAACUCUUUCAUAAAAGUAAAAAAAAAUAUUUUGUAAAAUUACCGAUUUGUUUGUAAAAUUGAAAAUGUUCUUGUAAAAUGAACAAUUGUAUUACAAUAUUGCAACUUUAUUAUUAUAAAAUUACAAAUGAUAUUUUCUUAAAAUUACAAUAUUCAUUUACGUAAAGUUACAAAUUGUACUCUUGUGAAAUCACACAAUUUAUUCUCCUAAAAUUCAAAACUUCAUUUUUGUAAAAUGUUCUCUAUAUUACGCCUUUAUUCUCACUGGCCAAAUAAGAAGCUGUUUGAUGAGGAUCUGGAAUAAAGAUGUGCAUACAGGAAUGUAUUUUUGGGAUACCUCCCAAAUCACAAUCCAUUACCGCUUGUCCGUUUUGCACUGCUUACAGUCACCUUGGUGAGGUCCUAGCAUUUUUUUUUUUGUUCUAUAUGAAAAUUUGCCAAUUUGGUGAGUCGCGCCCCCCAACCGCCACUCUCUGUGACACGCCCACCCUUCAGUUGCCAUGGAAACACUUUACAUGCUCACCCGCUGCUAUCUGUUGGCAAUUUGAACACAACACUAAUUGUGUGUAUUUGUGUACUAUUCCAGUAUACUUAAAAAAAAAAAAAAAAAAAAGCACAGAGUAAGACCA
Phycodurus eques (leafy seadragon) is the source of this 5844-nucleotide messenger RNA. Its product is annotated as metal transporter CNNM4-like. Lineage: Eukaryota; Metazoa; Chordata; Actinopteri; Syngnathiformes; Syngnathidae. The record is from RefSeq and is a predicted model, not a curated record. Gene Ontology annotation, cellular component: plasma membrane. Gene Ontology annotation, biological process: magnesium ion transport; magnesium ion homeostasis. Gene Ontology annotation, molecular function: sodium ion transmembrane transporter activity; magnesium ion transmembrane transporter activity.